AAUUGUUGGGAAACCAGCUCUGCUACAUCUACAGGAAGUGGAUUGUGAUUGGUCAACAGCAUGACACGAAAUUUGAAUGGCGGAUAGUUGGCGUUUUGUGUGUACUAUUCAUUGUGAUACAAAUCUCCAACUAUAGUAUUACCCUUCACGUCAAAGAUUUACACCAGACAGGCAGGAUGGAUUCCGAUCUAAAACCACAUAACCUGAUCACGUUGACAGAAUCCAAAACACUUCUGGCCAACAUUUUUGAAAAGUUUGAGGAUGACUUUUUAUGGCUAGAAGAUAUCUUGACUGAGUGCAAAAAAACAUUUGCGACGGCCUGCAUACAACUGCUCCCUAAGACACCUGCUCGCAAAAAACAAACCAGGAAACAUCGGCAUGUGACAGAGGAAAACGAUGAAGAGGCAGAUGGAAGCUUCAUGGUGGUCAGAACACUGACAUUUGACCAACAGUCUCACAAGCUGAGGCCUCGUGCACCUACAGUUUCUUCCUCCACUAGGGUCACUCGCAGUGCAAAAGCAGCAGCCAAGAAAGAGGAAAAAGAAAAUACAGCUCCACAGCCCAUCCUGGACUUGAUGAAGAUGGCUGGAGCCAUACUACCUGGUGCAGAGGGUGAAGGCAAGAAGACAGAACAAAGCUCUUCAAGUGCUCAUGAGAGUGUGUACAGUGUACGACAAAGGGCACAGGCUUAUGAGGCUAUGUUGUCCUGUCGUGUAAGCAGCAGUCCUGUUGUUUCACCUCAUGCAGCUAGUAUGAAAGUAAGGGAGGUAAGAGAAAGCCCCAUUGAGUCAGCAGAUUCAACUCAAGACAUCAGGAGAAGUUCAGCUACAAGUCGCUUCUCAUCUUGCACACGCAAGUCUUUGAAGGUGCUAGCCUCCAAGGCUAAACUGAGGUCCCUUCAUGGACAGCCCAGUCACCCCAGACCCCGAUCAAGCAUUUGCCAGCCCACUUCAAUGCUUGACCAAGAACUGCAAUUGAUUCCAGACAAGUCUGAUGACACAACCAAGGUCAGAACACAUGUCACAGAAGUUCAGGCCAAAACAUCCAGAACAAGGCUUCGCCUGAACAAAGCCAAAACUAUGUCUGACAAUGACUCAAGCAGCAGCACAACCACCUAUACAAGCGAAGACCCUACACAAGAUGUGCUGGAGAAACAGACAAUUCCUAGAGGAAAUGACAAAACUAACAAAUAUCCAGAGUCUUUCCAUGAAAGAACCAAACGCAAACAAGCAUCGGGAUCGUCGGGAGAUGAAGUAGCAGCCACACAACAUGCAUGUUCUCCCAGCACAGCAAGCCAAAUGGGAACAAGAAUGAGGACACGGACAAAGGUUAGAAAAAUUGAGAAACAAGAGGAUGUGGUGGAGGUGGAGGAGAGCAUGUUUGAAUCGCCACACAAAGCCUGUGCAGUGUCCACAGCACCAGACUCGGGGAGUGGAUCUAAUACUGACAUGGGUUGUUGUGACAGAAAGAAUACUGAAACAUCCUCUCCAAUCAAUGCUAGUUCUGCUGAUGAUUCUGGCCCGAGCUGUCCAAACAUUUGCACAAAUGCCCAAGUCAUAUCUGAAAACUUAGAGAAUGAGGAUACCACUUCAAAGGAAGAUGUGCUGUCUGCAACCCCAGCACGCAGAAGCAAACACGAAGAGAAGUAUAGCUUCACCAUUCCUGUCGAAAACAAAGAGAACAGUUUAGAAAAAACAGAAAACUUACGACGAGCUACCCAUGUGCUGGUUAAGAAUGAAGUUGCUGUACAGGAAGAGGAACCAAGAAAGGAGAUGGAAGUUUCUCCGCCUGCAUCAGCAAACCCUGAUGGUGGCCAGUGUGAGACAGAGCCCAAACAUGUGGAGGAAACACGUAUGACCAGAACAAAGGCACGAAAACGCCAGGCAGAAGAAGAAGCUAAUGUGUCAGUCUCAAAAAAGCUGUGCACCGCAUCCCCUUCUGCAACAAACCAGGCUGACUUGGAGUCUUCUUCACCAUUUCAGGAUGGUAAAGAGGAAGAUGAGAUGGAUGUAGAUGAUGACAGUGAUUAUGAGGAUCUGGAACCAGAAAAUCCUCCAAACAAGCACAUAAUUCGGCCACACUCCUUCCUGGCAAAUAUGCGCAAGUCCAGCCUGUCUCGCUCCACCAGUCUUAUCUCUGGUGUUGUCACAUCUUUCCUCAAACGCAACACACCUCCUCAUAAGCCUACCUUCAAGGUGCUGCAGCAGCAGAAAAAGAAAGAACUUCAAGAGAAAGAGAGGCGAGAACAAGAGAGGCUGAGCAGGAUUGAUGAGAUGAAGAAGAAUAAGGUGGAGGAGCAAAAAAGAAAGCGAGAGGAAAGAAUGCGCAAGGUGGCUGAAAUGCGUGAGCUUAGACAGCAAAAGGAGAAUAACCUUAAAAAAAGUCUGCAAGAGAAGCUACAGGAGAAGCUCAACUCAACAGACCGUAUGAAGGAAGACCGCUUUAAAGAAGAACGCGAAAAACAGAGGCAGAGGUUGAAAAAACAGCUGGAGGCUGAAGAAAGGCGGCGCCUGGAAGAUGAAGAGCGUAUGAGAAAGUUUUUGGAACAGCAAGAGGAGAAGCGUCGCCACGAGGAGUUCCUGCAGCGCAAGAGAGAGCAUGAAGAGCAGGAGCGCCAGCAGAGGCUGAAAGAAGAGCGUCGGCGACUGGAAGAGAAGCAGGCAGAGCUGGAGCGCGAGCGUUUGGCUGAACGGGAACGCCUUAGGCAGCAGGAACUGGAGCGAGAGCGGGAACAGCAGAAACUUAAGGAGCAGAAGGAAAAAGCGGCAGCUGAGGAGCGUGCUGCCCGUGAGAGACAGGAGAUGGAGAAGAAAAAAGAACGUGAAGCCAAACUUCAGCGAGAAUUUGAGAAAUUGAAAGAAUUGGAACAACAACGAUUGGCAAAAAUGGCUGCCAUGGAAGAAGAAAAGAGAAAGGAAGAGGCUCGGCUGAAUCAAAUUAUCCAGCACCACAACCGCAACAUGCAGAACAUUUUGGCCAACAUUAACUGCACUGUCUCUUUGUCCAAACCAACUGAGAGCCACUCAGUCCACAACCCAGACUCGUAUCCUAUCACACCUCGCCAUAUAAAAAAGAAAUCAUCAUCUUUGGAAACCUAUGACAUCGCUGAUCUUUGCUCAGAUGACUCAACAGAUGAUGAUCAGGCUCCUAGAAAAAAGAUUCCCUCCUGGGCACAAGGUUCAAACUUCAAAGCUGCCCUCAUCAAUCAAGAACAUCACCCUCCAGACUUGGAUGCCAUCUUUACAUACAUUGAGCCCCCAGACCUCAAUGAAAUGUUUAAAGUUAAGCGACCUCGCUUUAACAAGCGAACUAGUUCAGCAGUAUGGCACUCCCCUCUUCACAAGCCACUGUGAUUCCAAACCUCAUUUUAACUGGAUAAAACUUUAUACACUGGGUAGGUAUGUUUGCUUCUACUGACCUGAAGACAGUGUUGUUGAUCUUUUGGAUGGAUAUUCAUGGAGCUGCCUUGUAUUUGGCCAGUUCAGUACAUAAUGAUGACAACAUUCUAGAAGUGUUUAUGCCAGAAGUCACCAAGAAACUGUAGCAGGCAAAGAUUUAGUACAACCAGACGAAGUCAGCCAGAGAUUAAUGUGGGAUAUUUUUUUAAGAUAGGUAAUUUAGGGCUAUUGUGGGAAAUGUUUGCCCAAGGUUGGGUGUUGAAAGCUGACUUAUUGUAACUUGUGACUUGUUGAAACCUUAUCUGCCAGCACCCAUGGCUUCUGUGCCUGUAUGCGCCUCUUUCUUGUCUCUCCUUCAUUUGCUCAUUAGAUCUCAGCCGUUUCUCAUGAAAUGCCUUCAACAGCAAGAAAAAUGCUCAUCACUUGUACACUUUGGUACAAAAGCGGAACUAGGGAACUAUUCUUCCUCACCAUUGUGUUUUUGAAGCAGUAAAAAUGCUAAUGUGGCACUGUUGUCCAAGGGUAAUAGUUAAUCUUACCCUUGCAUGCAGCAGCUCCCUGUAUUUUCUCUGACCAAGGAGCAGACAGGAGUGGGUAAGAAGUUAAAUUAGAAAUGAAUUAAAAAAUGUAUCAAUUUGUGUGUGCCUACUGUUGUGUCUUUCACACAACACCUCUUUCUUUCUCUCUCUCUGGCAUGAGUCUUGCUUUAAGGUCAGGAUCAGUUCAGGAAAAUAUCAAUUUUGGGGUUGGAGUGGAUCCUGACCUUAAAAGAAGGCUUAAAAUAAAGUUCAGAUAAUAGGAAGAGGGUGCAUUUUGAUGAUCGUCUGAUGUUGUGUACAUAAGGCAACAUAGAUUUUACCAAAAGAUCACAAUCUGUCCAGAGAUAUUGAUAUUUUUAUCUAAAUGAUAAGUCUGCAGAAAAGUUUUUAAAAGCAGUAUUUUGCUUUUAUAGUGUUUUAAUGUGGGUUCCUUGGCAGUUGUGGUCUCUGUUGUGAGGAAUGAGUGCUCUGUUGAGUCUUUGUGGAGAAAAACAUGGAGUAAGAACUGUUUUGGCACCUCAGUCUUUUUUAGAAGAACAAAAUGGAGUGAUAAAAAUAAGAGAUUGAGGUGGGAUUUUUUUUUUUAAUGUAUGACAUGGUUGAAUCCUUGCAGAAAAUUUUAAGCAUACCCUUUUCUAUGUAUCACACAUACAAAAACACUUGUAGACAAAUGAUAUGUUCAAAAGAUAAGUGUCGUGAAUAUUUAAUGACAUGUAAAUAAAAUGUUUUUGUUGACUAUG
Pomacea canaliculata is the source of this 4677-nucleotide messenger RNA. RefSeq names its product inner centromere protein-like. Gene Ontology annotation, molecular function: protein serine/threonine kinase activator activity. The transcript is spliced from 19 exons. The record is from RefSeq and is a predicted model, not a curated record. Gene Ontology annotation, biological process: meiotic spindle midzone assembly; positive regulation of protein serine/threonine kinase activity; metaphase chromosome alignment. Gene Ontology annotation, cellular component: nucleus; meiotic spindle midzone; chromosome passenger complex. Lineage: Eukaryota; Metazoa; Mollusca; Gastropoda; Architaenioglossa; Ampullariidae. The coding region runs from base 177 to 3353 and encodes 1058 amino acids.